Molecule: messenger RNA, 2762 nt
Organism: Sus scrofa (pig)
Lineage: Eukaryota; Metazoa; Chordata; Mammalia; Artiodactyla; Suidae
Gene: ZNF706
Product: zinc finger protein 706
Source: RefSeq, a predicted model, not a curated record
GAAGCGGGCGGCGCUGGGGCGACUGGGAGAGCAGCGCGGCGUGCGCGAGCACGAGGCGUAGUGGCCUCCCCCAAGGCUGAGGCGGCGGCGGGCGCGCGCGGCGGCGGCGGCGGCGGCGGCGGCGGGUGUGAGGCGCGGGCUGUUGUGCUCUCGGCUCUCCCUUUUCCCCUCCUUGGCGGGUGGAGGAGGUCGAAGCGGUGCUGGACGCGCUCCCCUUCCUCUCCGGCCACCUCCCCGGCGCUCUCGCGCUGCGCGGUCUCUCAGACGCAAGACUGUCCCGGCCCGGAUAUGGCUCGUGGACAGCAGAAGAUUCAGUCUCAGCAGAAAAAUGCCAAAAAGCAAGCUGGACAAAAGAAGAAACAAGGACAUGACCAAAAGGCUGCUGCCAAAGCUGCCUUAAUAUAUACCUGCACUGUUUGUAGGACACAAAUGCCAGACCCUAAGACCUUCAAGCAGCACUUUGAGAGCAAGCAUCCUAAGACUCCACUUCCUCCAGAAUUAGCUGAUGUUCAGGCAUAAAAUUGUUUACAGGUGAAUUCAUGACACCUUUGACUCUUCUACUGUCUCAGACCUUAGGUAACAAACCUGCAGCUGCUUUUCUAACAAACUGUUGAUCAGCAAAAAUAAAGGGGCUACAGAAACACUCAUUUUUAUGCUGUUCCCUUUUGGGCUUCAUGCAAAGACAAUUCUGUGUAAAUGUACAGUUGACUCUGAUUUGGAAAUCUGAAAAUCAGUCCAUCCUUGUUAUAAAAAUUUUUUUACAAUUGUAAUUAUAUUGAUGUUCAUAUUGUGUAAAAUAACUCAUUUAAUAAAGUAGUACUUUGAUUUUACAACAUCGCAGGACAAAUCGUUCUAGAAAUUCUGUACUAACUUUCCACAUUAUUUGCCUUAUAAAAAUCUAAUGAAUGCAUCAGCUAGAAUUGCAGGUGCAAUUCUUAUCACUUUUUCUCAGUUCAGUGGUAGGUUCUUUAGUUAAAAUAGAGCAGACUCCUUCAUUAAAUUUGUGCACAUGAUUUUAUUUGGCAGCUGCUAACCUAGGUGACGAAUGUCUUACAUGCUGCCUUCUAUUGCAGUCUUGUGUCAUUUUCCCCUCUGAGUGCUUCCUGUAUUUGAGGUUAGAAUCGUUCAACUUGUGUUCUGGCUAUACCUGCCAGCUAGGUAUAGCCUAUAGGUAACUGAUAAAUUCCUUAAAGUGGUUGGAUUGUCAGUGAGCCCUUCUGAAAAACUAGGUUCUGGAGUUUAUGCUACAAUGAAGUAAUCAGUAAGCCUUUUGUUUAAUACAAGAUACAGUGGAACAAUAUGUGAACUGGUAAAGAGCUACCUUUUAUAAGUUAUACUGAAUUCUUUGAAAAUUCUUCCAGUUCUUUAAUUUGAAAUUGAAACUCAUAAUUUUCUAAAGAGUUUUUGGAAUUUAUUAACAAUUUGGGCAAUUUAUGAAGGGAUUUUAUGUUAAUAGAAAGAUUGGAAUGACUUGUGGCUGAGGUAAUUCCUAGAACUUUCUCCUUCCUUUCCUUUUUAAGUGAGUAGUUGGUAUUAGGAGUUUACUUUGUGUUGGUUCCUGAAAUCAAAGACUGUGUACAAUAUGACUUCCAUCUGAACUAGAAAAGUAUUAAAAAUAGGCCAGUAUCAACAUUCUUGGCUCAAAGGGUGGGGAAGUGGGUUGGUUCUGAUGAAUGAGGUAAAUCUUACCCAGUUAAAAAAGACCAAUUUUAGAGUUCUUCUAAUUUGCUUUUGCCAAUUAUAAACUUUACAAGUGAAACUGCUGUAACUCAGUUUAAAUUUUAAAGUUGAUAUAAUAGGAAAAACAUUCAAAUAUUUACUGGUAGUUGCCACAAAUCUGAUCCUGUGGAUUAUGAAAUGCGUUCCCUCUUUCUGCUGUAACUCAUCGCUGCAUUUGUUCUCUAGCUGUCCAUAUUCUCCCCACCUUGUUUGUCUUCACUGUAAGUUUAAAAUAAGAUAUUUCCAAGGAAAAGCUUCAAUGGUGAUAGUUUCUUAGCAACUCCUGUCCUUAUACUCUUACUUAAAGAUAGUUAUUUUUUUGUGCAUUUCAACUUUCUAAGUUUCAGAUUCAAUAUCUGUUAAUUCCCAAAAUGUUGGUUACCGGAACAUUAGAAUUUGCCUAAUUGCUUAUAGUGGGUGUUAAAGAAGUUCUGGUAAAAAUUACAAUUUAAAAGUUUUUAAAAGUGCUUUGAGCAUAUGUAUGUUUAUGUUAGUAACAAAGCAUUUAAAAACCUUUCACACGUUUUGGUUUAAUUUUUUUUUCAUUUGUUUUAUUGACUGUAAUUCAGAGUAAAAGUUUUUUCUUGUACUUGGCUCUUUUUUAUAAGCAGCUGAAGACACCAUAUUUAUCUCUAGAUCUCAGUGUCAGGGAAAUAGUUGCAUCGAUCUUGAAUUAAAUAUUAAUUCUCAUAUUUCAUGUGAGGAUUAUUAGUGCAAUCCCCUUUUUUGUUUGGCCUAAAUCUGCUAUAAGGGGAAGAUUACAGUUUUUUAAAUGUCCUUGUUACUUAAUUUGAAGAUUCUUAACAGAUCGCAGCAAAGUUCAUUAUAAAACUGUUAUGGUGUCUUCAAGGACAUGAUAAAAUAAUGCAGAGAGAAUUGCUCCAUUUGUAUUCUGUAUUUGCAUUAGUUGCCAAAGGAAUGGGGUUAAAAUUAAACUUGUUUCCAUUCUCCUUCAUAUGGAUCUACAUCCCCGUGUUUAACUGACACACUGGGGGUUCAGUUGUGUGCUGUAAUGUCUUAUUAAAGAAGAUGUUAAAGAAAAC